Molecule: messenger RNA, 1569 nt
Organism: Cynocephalus volans (Philippine flying lemur)
Lineage: Eukaryota; Metazoa; Chordata; Mammalia; Dermoptera; Cynocephalidae
Gene: GAL3ST4
Product: galactose-3-O-sulfotransferase 4
Exons: 3
Coding region: 109-1569 (486 amino acids)
Biological process (GO): glycolipid biosynthetic process
Cellular component (GO): membrane
Molecular function (GO): galactosylceramide sulfotransferase activity
Source: RefSeq, a predicted model, not a curated record
GAUCUCCAAACAGUGCCUUCCGUGGCCACACGGCUGUCUCAAGCUGUCUCUGUCUUCGUUCCUGGCUCUGGCUCUGUCCCUCUCUGGCAUCACCCCUCCCUGUUCCACAUGGGCCCUCUGUCUCCUACCAGGACCAUGCGGCUCUGGGGGCCUCGGAACCUGGGGGUGGCUCUGGGAGUCUUCAUGACCAUCGGAUUUGCCCUCCAGUUCUGGGGAGGACCCUUCCAGAGGAGGCCAACUGAGCUGCAGCUCCGACAGCCCUGGGCCAUAGCCCCUCGACCAGCUGUUCCGUCCUGCCCACCCCGGCAGCACCUCGUGUUCCUGAAGACGCAUAAAUCUGGGAGCAGCUCUGUGCUGAGCUUGCUUCAUCGCUAUGGGGACCGGCAUGGGCUGCGCUUUGCCCUUCCUGCCCGCUACCAGUUCGGCUACCCAAGGCUUUUCCAGGCCUCUCGGGUCAAAGGCUACCACCCACAGGGUGGCGGCACCCAGCUCCCCUUCCACAUCCUCUGUCACCACAUGAGGUUCAACCUGAAAGAGGUACUUCAGGUCAUGCCUUCCGACAGCUUCUUCUUUUCCAUUGUCCGAGACCCGGCAGCUCUGGCCCGCUCUGCCUUCUCCUACUAUAAAUCCACCUCAUCGGCCUUCCGCAAGGCACCAUCCUUGGCUGCCUUCCUGGCCAAUCCUCGAGCCUUCUACCGGCCUGGGGCCCGUGGGGACCACUAUGCCCGAAACUUAUUAUGGUUUGAUUUUGGCCUACCCUUCCCCCCAGAGAUGAGGGCCAAAAGAGGUAAUUCUCACCCGCCCAGGGACCCCAAACCCCCACAGCUGCAUGUCUUGCCUUCUGGCACUGGCCCUCGAGCCCCCACCCUAGAUCCCAAUGCUCUCUUCCAUCCUGUUUUCACUGUUGCUGGUGGUCAUGGCCAGACAUCCAGUCCUGCCUCUUUAGAUUUGGGGUCUUCGUCCUUCAUCCAGUGGGGCCUGGCCUGGCUGGAUUCCAUCUUUGACCUGGUUUUGGUGGCCGAGUACUUUGAUGAGUCAUUAGUUCUGCUGGCAGAUGCCCUGUGCUGGGGUCUGGAUGAUGUAGUGGGCUUCAUGCACAAUGCCCAGGCUGGAGGGGAGCAGGGCCUCAGAGCUGUUGGUAAUGGUGGACUGACUGCUGAGGAUCAGCAGCUGACUGCACGGGCCCGAGCCUGGAACAACUUGGACUGGGCUCUCUAUGUCCACUUCAACCGCAGUCUGUGGGCACGGAUAGAGCAAUACGGACAGGGCCGGCUGGAGAGUGCUGUGGCCGAGCUCCGGGCUCGCCGGGUGGCCAUGGCUAAACGUUGUCUGGUAGGGGGUGAGGCUUCAGACCCUAAAUACAUCAGUGACCGUCGGUUCCGCCCCUUCCAGUUUGGGUCAUCUAAGGUUUUGGGCUACAUACUUCGGAGUGGACUGAGCCCCCAAGACCAGGAGGAGUGUGAACGCCUGGCUACCCCUGAGCUACAAUACAAGGACAAGCUGGAUGCCAAGCAAUUCCCCCCUACAGUCUCACUGCCCCUCAAGACUUCUAAGCUACUCUCCCCAUAG